CAUUCGUACACUUUACUUGACUUGUGAAAUUCUGUUCGACAAUCUUACACUGACGACUGAAUAAACAAAAAAUCAUAAUAAACUUUUGAAAACAAUUUGAAUCGCAUCAUUUCAAUUUCUAUUCAACUUUAUUCGUUCAAUAGAAUAGUUCAAUGCUCGGUUAAAUUGACCGCAACAGUUGCUCCAAUAAUUUCUUUUAAAAAAGUGAAAUCAAACAAUUGUUUUACAUUUUGAAGCAGUUUUCUUGAAAAUUGAAAAAUGCCGCGAAAAUACGGAAAGAAACAUCACAACAAUGCAAGUCACAAGCGAAAUAAUCAACGACAUCCAGUGGAUUUGAACACACCUGUUUUAACUCUUUAUUUUUUUCCACUUGAUCAUCCAAUGACACAUUAUUCGAUUUAUAAAUACUUUCGUCAAUUUGGUGAUGUCGACUUGGUUAAGCUACACGAUGUACAAGACCUCUUUUCCAAAGCUCCGAAAUAUGGUUUUGUGCAGUUCAAGGAUACAGCAGCAGCAUUGCUAGCUUUGUCACAACCUGAACAUGAAAUCGAUGGCUUGAAAAUUAAAGUUAAUGCAGCGCACCGUAAGCAUCAGCCACAACAAUUGACUUUGAAUGCACAACCACUCUCCACUGGAUAUGAAGCACCUGGCUCAGAUUCGCUAUCGAAUAUACUGAAUGCCUUAAACGACGUUUGUCUUCGCAAAAUUUUCUGGUAUUUGACAGCAAAGGAUCUGUGUGCCACUGCAAAUGUUUGUGUGCGAUUCAACGCAAACGCCAAGCAAGUGUUCGCAGUCGAAUACGACGUGCUUGAUUUCGAAGACGUGGUUGUUGAAGAAAAUCUCACUUUUUGCGAACUGGAAUCGCUGUUAUGCACAUUCAACAAAGAAAUAAAGAGCGUGAAUGUGGAAGGUCAAUACAAGGAAACAAUUGUUUUUCUAUCUAUGUUGAGCGAGCAUUGCAAGAAUGUCAAGGAAAUCGAGUUGACAGCCUUGAAUCUUGAUAAGCAAGAAUUUGAAAUACUUCGUCCAUUGUUGAAGCAUUUGGAAUCGCUCAGAAUGUUUGAUAACAUGUGCUGGCCACCAUCGCCGACAAACUUCAUUAACGAAGCAUCAAACUUGAAGAUUUUUGAGUACGAAGGUUUGCCCAAUCAUUUUCGAUUCCCGGAAAAAACGUUGCACAAAUUGCAUGAAUUGAAAUUGAAUGGCAUCGGAAAUGCGACAGUGUCAUCGUUGAAUCGAUUUUUCGAGUUGAAUCCGAGCUUGGAAAAGGUUCACAUUUUAUCUGGUGAUCCCAUCGAUACAAGUCGUAUAUUGCGCACAAUUAGUGACGCGCUGACAAAUCUGAAGGAAUUGGUAUUUUCAACUUACAAGUCCAAACAGUUCACCAUUGAGAAAGACCUCUUGUUGCUCGCGAAAUUGCCAUCGUUGACAAAACUGGAUUUGAGUUUUCACCAACUGUCGAUUGCACCAUUGAUGAAAGCACUCCAGAAGACACCAAUUCAGAGCUUGAAAAUUGUCGAAGGAUUGAUUGACGACGCCGGUGUCGAGAAUCUAUCAAAAUUGGUUGGCAUCACCAGCAUGGAAUUCAUACGCUGUCGUGAUCUACAAAAUGGACAUUUGAUCAAGAUGGCAAAGAAUCUUCCAAAUUUGAGCACACUCAGCAUUAUGGACGCCAAACAAAUAACAACAUCUGCGAUCAAGGAAAUGGUGAAACAUUCAACGAAAAUGUCGUUCAUAUUCUUGCAACGCGUUCGCAAGGUGAUCAUUGGUUCAAACGAUUACAAGGAGAUUUUGAAAAUGGUUAAAAAUCAAACGAAGCUCACAAUCGAAAUCUAUGGAAGUGGUGGUCAAGUUAAAGUUUCUGAUGCGGUUCUCAGCGACUGGUUGAUCAUCGAGGAAAAUUAAAUUGUUUUGAACAGAGCAACUCAGCGUCAAUCAAAGACGAUUUGUAGUAUUCAAACAUUUUAUUUUGUACCGACACCUGACAUUUGAAACAAAAGCAUGACAGCAUGACAAUUCAGCUUGAAUUAAAAAUAAUGUCCUUCGUUUAAUUAGUUUUUCGUUCAUUUUUAUUAGAAUUUUUACAACUUUUACCUUAUUCAUAACAUUUAAAAAACGUUUAGUUAUUCAACAUUAUACUUAUUACUU
Contarinia nasturtii (swede midge) is the source of this 2148-nucleotide messenger RNA. RefSeq lists its product as uncharacterized. The transcript is spliced from 6 exons. Gene Ontology annotation, molecular function: protein binding; RNA binding. Bases 259 to 1905 code for a protein of 548 amino acids. NCBI's taxonomy places the organism in Eukaryota, Metazoa, Arthropoda, Insecta, Diptera, Cecidomyiidae. The record is from RefSeq and is a predicted model, not a curated record.